CAUCGGACGAUCUAAUUGACAUUCCACAAAUUAAGACGCGGCACGAAUUCCUACAGCUUGGAUCGUUGCUUCUCAAUCCAAUUACAUCGAUCGCGAGAUGGCCAAGCAGAAGGUGGUGCUGAAGGUGUCCAUGGGAGACGCCAAGAAGCGUUCCAGAGCUCUCAGGAUCGCCGUCGGGUUGCCCGGCGUGGUGUCCGCGGCGCUGGACAACGACCGUCUCAUCGUGAUCGGCGACGGGGUCGACACCGUGGAGCUGGCCACUGUCCUCAGGAGGAAGAUGGGCGGCGCCGAGCUCGUCAGCGUCGGCUCAGCCGAAGAAAAUAAGAAAGAGGAGAAGAAAUCGCCGGCGGUGGAAGAGUCCGAUAAGAACGCUUGGCAGCCGACGCCGGCGAUCUCCUGGACUACGUACCCUGCAGCACCGCCGCCGUAUAACAAUUACCAUUACCGGUACCCUUAUGAAAUCACCCAGGCGGAUCGGGAGGACAAUUGUAGCAUCAUGUAGACAUUUGAUGUAGGAGCUAGAUCGGAGCUUCAAGAGAUCUACAAUUUGGGCUAAAAAAUUUUAUUCGGUUAAACUUAAAGACGGUGUCCGUGUUUGACGAUUGCUCGUGUCUUCUCUAAAAUUUCUCUGUAAAAAUCAAACCUUUAGAAUAAUCGUUAUUUUGUUCGGCAUUA
Messenger RNA from Zingiber officinale, 675 nucleotides. Its product is annotated as heavy metal-associated isoprenylated plant protein 47-like. The coding region runs from base 98 to 502 and encodes 134 amino acids. NCBI's taxonomy places the organism in Eukaryota, Viridiplantae, Streptophyta, Magnoliopsida, Zingiberales, Zingiberaceae. The record is from RefSeq and is a predicted model, not a curated record. The transcript has a single exon.